Messenger RNA from Racocetra persica, 170 nucleotides. Lineage: Eukaryota; Fungi; Glomeromycota; Glomeromycetes; Diversisporales; Gigasporaceae. The record is from the annotation of a GenBank genome assembly.
ACAAUGAGAAUUUGCCACACGAACAAUCAGGAACACCAAAAUGCUAUACAAGAUUGGCCAAAAAAAGCUUAGAAUUGGAUCCAAAUAGACGACCAAUGGCAAAAUUUUCUGUCAGAGUUGGAUAUUGGCUUGAUGAAAUAAAACAAAACAAUCAAGAAGCAAUUUUUUGA